UACAGCACACGCAUGCACCAUCACACACAUUCACAAACACACUCUGAACUUUUAGCACAAACUGAAGUCAACGUCCUGACCAGGUACCAACGCUGGCGGAGGGCUGUGGAGCAACUCUGAACAGGCUGAAUACUCAGGACACUGUUGCUUCAGCCAGAACAGAAAACUUGCACCACGAUGGAAACUGUGCAGGAGCGCAAGCCAAAAAGGCCUCACUACAUUCCCCGACCGCCAGGCAAGCCCUUUAAGUACCAAUGUUUCCAGUGUCCUUUCACCUGCAAUGAAAAGUCCCACCUCUUCAACCACAUGAAAUACAACUUGUGUAAAAACUCCAUCUCUCUUAUGUCACAAAGAAACGGGCAAACAGCCCGACAGCUCAAGGCUUUAGCAAAGGGGGUCCCUGUCAAAUCUACAGAUUGUCCAAGCCCUCCGCCGGCCAUUCUGAACAACAGACCUGAGGAACAGGGCGAUGAGGAGAACAAAGCUGAGAGCAGAGAUGACACCGAAGAAGUAGACGUUGGGUGUGACAGUCCAGUCAAUAAGGACAGCCAGAGUGUGACAAAAUCAAAUACAGUAACAGACAGAGAGAACAUGGAGAGCAAUCAGGCCAAAUCUCUGCCGCGCCCAUCUGCCUUCUACCCUGUCACACCCAAAAAUGACGGAACAGAAGCCUUUAAGUCAUCUGUGCAGCAGUCAGAGGAUAUGCAAGCACCUGUUCCUACUUUCAACCACCCAGGCUUGCCAUGGGGCACGAUUUCAUCAUCCAUUCCCUUAAAACCGUUCCCCCCUCGCAUGGUUCCUGAAUACUCUCCUUAUCUCCUGCCUGACCGAGCCCUGUAUCCACCGUAUUACCUCCCCGGAAACCACCAUGAAAAUAGGCCGAACUCUCCUUCUUUCCACACAGAGUUCAUGGAUCCACAGAGGCCUGUGGUACCACAACCCAUUGCCCCACCGCCCACUUCCCUCUUUCCCCCAUACCCAUACAGAUACUGCCACCCGAUUCACCCAGGGCUCCCUCUGCAUUAUGCCCUGUACAGACCACACGAGCUCUCCAUGCCAUUAACAGGACCCAGAUUUCUUCCUUUGGAUUUGUAUGGCCCGACCCUUGGGUCUAAGGAUUAUGACUUGCACAUACAUCCACGUCCCAGUCACAACAGCCUCAACACAUCUACACAAGAGGAGAGCAAUGAGAGCAAUGAGAGCAAUGAGAGCAAUGACGGGCAAGGAGACAAGGAAACUAGGCUAAGCCCUAAGGAGGGCUGUUCGGCCCUGGGGUCCCCUGACAGACCCAGUCAUGCACACAUCAUCCAGAGAGGCACAGAGGCCGAGCACUACACCAACAAAGCUGAAUCAGACACAACCUUCCAUCGAGAACACACAACUACAGCCUCGCAACCCAUCAAAACUGACUUAAGACAAGAGGAGUACGCAGAGAGCCUACUGCAGUUGAGAACUCUGCAUGUGGAUGGAGGAUCAGCUGGGAGUAACAGAUAUAAGUCUACGUCUGUCUCUGAGCCAACUCCUGAAACCACAUUAGAACAAGAUAAUGAGGACAACAGAGAAGACCUGGCCCCCCUCAACCUCUCAACAAAAAACCAGGACAAAGAAAAAAAUCUAUCUGAAUACAGACCGAGGUGCUCAGAUACAGAGACAUUCAAUGGGCAAGAGUUGCCUCUGAACCUCAGCCUGCGGGCUUCUUAUAGCAGCCCUGUACACAGCUCUGCUCUGAACACUUCAGAAGAUCUUCAGCAGAGGCCAGACACUGAGCAGGAUGAAGAACCAUAUGACCAGAGGCAGACUGCAGCACUGGCACUGUGUCAGCUAGCCAUUGCAAGUUCUGCUGCCUCUUCAUGUGACUUUGGCACUGCAAAAGGGCCCUCAGAGGAUUACACAGAUGCAAGAAGUCCUGUCUGUCCAGACAAGACAAAGCAAACAACCAACGCUAAGGGAAAGGGCAUGAAAAGAGCAAGCAGCUCAGGCCGGGCUGAAAGCAACUGCCAUAAACAAAAAAAGAGAGCAAAAGCUCCAGGGCGGCCUCUGAGGAAGAGGCCUCGCUGUUGCUAAUAACUAAACUCGGACUGUUAUUUGUAUUAUUUGGUAAUAAGGAUUGAAUAUCUCUGACCUUCACCACUGCAAGCUUUGAUGUGAUCACAUGAGCCCUUUGAACAACAAUGUUAAAAUAAUAAUUAAGUGCUAUAAGAUUUCAUUCUUCUAGCAAGGGCAGAUGUGACAUGUCUGUAGCACUGCCACAAGGUCAACUGUAAAAUCAAUCAAUAAAAAAAUAAAUGUAAAGACUUGUUAUCACAGGUAUGUGCAUACCGUGUCUUGUUCUCACACAUGAUUGGAAACUUUUAUAAGGUUCUUAAUAUUUAAGUACAGACCUGUUUUUUGUA
This is a messenger RNA of Micropterus dolomieu (smallmouth bass), 2393 nucleotides long. RefSeq names its product zinc finger protein 750 (gene znf750). Lineage: Eukaryota; Metazoa; Chordata; Actinopteri; Centrarchiformes; Centrarchidae. Gene Ontology annotation, cellular component: nucleus. The record is from RefSeq and is a predicted model, not a curated record. The coding region runs from base 178 to 2064 and encodes 628 amino acids. The transcript has 3 exons. Gene Ontology annotation, molecular function: RNA polymerase II cis-regulatory region sequence-specific DNA binding; DNA-binding transcription activator activity, RNA polymerase II-specific; promoter-specific chromatin binding. Gene Ontology annotation, biological process: epidermis development; positive regulation of transcription by RNA polymerase II.